AUGAGAGUGACAACCAUGGGAUCUUUUAAACAAGUUAUGUUUAUUAUAAUGUACUCAACACCAUUUGCACUUGCACAUGGUACUCACUCUGGUGGGGAGUUGUUAACAGGUAAGCUAAGCAACAUUCUAAUGAACUACGUUUUCCCUGGUUCUGCCCGUUCGAGUGCACUAUUGGCUACGUUGUACAUUUCCGUAGUUCCGUGUAUCAUAGUUUUGGUUAUUCCUGAGUUUCGUAAGCCAAAGGAAUCUAGGUUGCUUCCCCUCAUGGUUGCAUUUGCACUAGGCAGUCUAAUUGGCGAUGUUUUCGUGCAUUUAUUGCCCGAAAUAUUCCAGGAUGAUCACGGAAAUGAGAUUAUACGCGGCAUGCUUAAUGAUUUGGAUGAUUUAACUCUUGAACAUAUUACAGACAACGAAAAAAGUGUUUCAGAAGCUUUAGGUCUCCACCUUAGUCCGUUGAGUGCUAACUCUCUACUGAAGAAAGGUUCCAACGACGUUGUUAUAAAAGGGUUUUUGAUCAUGUGCGGAUUCAUGGUUUUUAUGAUAAUUGAUAAAGCUUUGAGAAUCUUAAGGUUCGAAGGUGGUGUUGAAUCGCAUGAUCAUGGCCAUGGUCACUCUCAUCUUCAUUCUCACACUGAUUCGAGUGUCAUUACGGACAGAUCCCAAGGUGCCUUCGAAAAAGAGGAGAAUCUUGGUCAAACCACAGGUUCUUCUAAGGACUCCAAUGAUGAUCAAAUUUUGACGAAACGGAAAAGUAGCACUGGUUCUGAUUUAUCGGAGCAUAUAACCGACAAUGUAAUCUAUGAAAAUGAAACUUCGUCUACUUCUUUAAAAACGUCUGCAUAUCUUAACUUGGUUUCAGGGUUUGCGCACAAUAUCACCGAUGGAUUUGCCUUGGCAUCUUCCUUUUACAAUUCCAAACAAACUGGUAUCACUACGUCAAUUGCUGUCCUGAUUCAUGAAAUACCACAUGAAUUAGGUGAUUUUGCAAUUCUUCUCACAUCGGGUUUUAGUUUCAUGGAUGCGAUCAAAUCACAAAUUUUCACUACGGCAGGUGCCCUUCUUGGAACAAUUUGCGGUUGUCUGAUUAAUGAAUUAUCCGCUCAAGAUUCAGUAGGUGCGCCAUCUCGGGCAUUAAUACCCGAGAUUGGGUUCAUACCUUACGAGAAAGAAACGUCAACCUUGUCAUCUACCGAUUUAAUGCUGCCCAUAACAGCUGGAGGGUUCAUCUACAUUUUCGCUGUAGGUGUAGUUCCUCAGCUUCUUCAAAACACCUGCAGUUCAAGAGCCGGGGAAGUAGUCAAAUCUUUGAAGCAGUUGGCUUGUGUACUGGCAGGAUUUGGACUAAUGGCGUGGAUGGGUAUGAAUUGA
Messenger RNA from Lachancea fermentati, 1368 nucleotides. The record is from the annotation of a GenBank genome assembly. NCBI's taxonomy places the organism in Eukaryota, Fungi, Ascomycota, Saccharomycetes, Saccharomycetales, Saccharomycetaceae.